GUAAAACAAUCCAAAUUAUCUCUUAUCUCUCAAUACUCUUCCAUGAGAACGCCUACUACCCCUACCUAAUCGUCGUACCAAAAUCAACAGCCAUCAACUGGGUGCGCGAAUUCAAAAAAUGGGCACCGGAAAUGAAAGUAGUCGAAUACCACGGUGAAACACCAAAUCGUAAAGUCAUUGAGAAAUACGAAUUGUACCCAUUUCCGGACACGCAGAAAGAACAACGAUCCCUUAAAUGUCACGUUGUUAUCACCACGUACGAGACUAUGAACAUGAAUGCGUCGGUGUUUGAGAAAGUCCCGGUGUGGCAAGCGCUGAUUGUUGACGAGGCCCAUCGGUUGAAAGGCGGCGCUAGUAGUCAAUUGUUUAAUACUUUGAAAAAGAGGUUAGAUGUAAGGCAGAGUAUUUUGCUCACAGGAACCCCACUCCAAAAUAAUAUUGAAGAGCUAUUUAAUUUGAUGAACUUUUUGGGACUCGAGGAUUUCGAGGAACCGAAAUUGAUGGCUCAAGAAUACGAGGAAUUCAAUAAAGAGAAAUUAGACGAGCUUCACGAAAAGUUGAAACCUUAUUUUUUAAGAAGAACUAAAGAGCAAGUUUUGGGUUUUUUACCUCCAAAAGCGGAAAUCAUAGUUCCCGUAGCAAUGACAUCUCUUCAAAAGAAACUUUGCAAAGAAAUCCUCGCCAAAAACGUCGAACUCCUAAAAACUAUCACAUCAUCAAAAACCACUGUUGCCAAGACGCGAAAAAUGAGUCUUCAAAAUGUCUUGAUGGAAGUCCGGAAAGUCCUCUGCCAUCCAUACCUGAUGCCUGGCAUUGAAGACACAGGCAUUGAAAACGAAUUUAUCAUACACAAGAACCUGGUCGAAGCCAGUGGAAAAUUGAUGCUUUUGCAGAAAAUGUUGCCGAAAUUGAAAGAGAAGGGGAAUCGCGUGCUGGUGUUCUCGCAGUUUAAGAUGCUGUUGGAUAUUUUUGAGGAUUUUGUAAUUAAGGAGGGGUGGGAGUAUGUGCGAUUGGAUGGUGACAUCAGUGGAAAUGAGCGCCAGAGUAAAAUUGAUGCUUUUCAAGCUACAGAUUCUAAAAUUUUCCUCUUUUUGUUGACUACAAGAGCUGGGGGUGUCGGAUUGAAUCUGACUGGCGCCGAUACAGUAUUCAUAUAUGAUCCCGAUUUCAACCCUCAUUCUGAUAUGCAAGCGCUUAGUCGCGUACAUAGAAUAGGGCAGGAUAAGAAAGUAUUAGUAUUUCGGUUUGUAACAAGAUCUUCUGCGGAAGAACGCAUCCUUCAAAUCGGCAAACGAAAACUAGUUCUUGACCAUCUGAUUGUUGAAAAAAUGGAAGAAGAAAAACUUGAUGCCAACGACGUCGAAAGUGUCUUAAGAUUUGGCGCCGAAGCACUUUUCUCUGACGAGACUGAUGAAACGGCUCUGAAGUACCGCGAUGAAGAUAUCGAGAAACUAUUAGACCGUAGCUACUUAGAAAAUGCAGAACCUACUGAUGAGUCGUCACAAUCUAAAGACUUGCAUGGAUUGUCGUUUGCUAGGAUCUGGGAUCUCGAGAAGAACCAGUUAUCGGAAGAGGUGAUGGAUGAAAGUGGUAUGGGCAAGGGAAGCGAUGAUACUGAAAAUGAUGGUGACGGAACGGAUAUUUGGGAGAAAUUGAUACAAGAACGAAUUCAACAGGCCGCACAGCAGGAAGCUUCGUCUCCUGUUAGAAUGACUAGGAAGCGGACAAAAGUGGUCAACUAUUAUGAAGACGAAUUCGAUUCACCUAAAAAACGACGCUCAAAGAAAGAAAAAUCGCCUGAAAAGCCUGUUACAGAAGAUAACGACGACGAAUUCGUUCCUAAGGAGGACGAAAUGUACGACUCAUCAAGCACCGAAACCGCAAGCGAAUACGAACAAGAUGGGAUUUUAGCUCUCGAUGCUUCAACUGUGCCGGUUGAUAAAUCGCAACUACAAAGUAAAUUCAAGAUUUCAGCGUCAUCGUCGUCAAUGCAACAGCAGACUCAAAAUCAAUUCCAGGUUCCGAGUCAAUCUCAAAUGCCACCACAACAUGCUAUUCAAACUGCUGGUGGAUAUCUGGUAACUAAUCCUGCUCAAAGAGGCGUCGCGGAUAAUUAUCACCUUCAAAUGCAUCCGAAUAAUCCUAAUGAGAUAUUAUACGCUCAAUAUAUGCAAUACCAGCAAGAAGCAUGGCGUCAAAGGCAACGACAAGAACAAGAACGAAAAUUAGCAUAUCAAAUGUAUGUGCAGCAACAAAUGCAUAGACAAGCUCGUUAUUAUGGAUACAAUUCAUCACCAACCCCUACUACACAGGCGCAGGCACAGACUAACAAUAAAACUAAUCAACAGAAUUAUAUAACUAGUAAUAAUGUUGUUGUUGUGCCUUCAAAUGACAAAAAUAAUGACAAUAUUAGCGCACAUCAAAAACUUGUACAGAGCAGUAGCUUAACCUCCACCUCUAAUACUAAUCAGGGGAGACCUGUCUCGGAUAAUUUCGCAAACGAUCAAAAACAAGAUAAAAAUUCAAAUCAAGAAACUAAAACCAUCACACCAAAAACAGCGCCCAUCGUUCCUUCAACUCCAACGUCAAAAAUAUCACGUACUGUUGUUCCACCACCACCUCAUGUUGAAGUGAUUGACUUAGAGUCACCUCCUCAUGAAUCCGCGUCCGUCUCUCAUUCACAAACUGCAGUGUCAAGUUCUGUUAAUUCACGAUCAACAGCACCUAAAGAUAAUAUUGCACGAGCAUCACCAUCCACGAUAUCAACAACUCCCAUAUCGUCUACUUCAUCACAAAGUAACCCACAAAUGGGAUCAAACAGGAAUUCUUCGACGAAAUUAAAUAACACUGCUCGAACCAUGACUUCAUCAC
Messenger RNA from Ambispora leptoticha, 2871 nucleotides. NCBI's taxonomy places the organism in Eukaryota, Fungi, Glomeromycota, Glomeromycetes, Archaeosporales, Ambisporaceae. The record is from the annotation of a GenBank genome assembly.